AUGUCUCGUCAAGGUCGCCGCCAUCGUCUCCCCCAGCACCGCGACUACGUGCUCAUCCCAGCACCGUUAGACUUCACGCUACCCGACGAGAAGUCACCGUUGCCUGCGAUCAUCGUCACGCCCUCGUCGCCCCAGUGCUCGGCUGAUUUUUCCAUCGCUUUCAUUGCGCCUGAGCCCAAACCGACGCUGCUCCAACGUGCGGCCACCGUGCUCUCGCCCGUGCACACCAAACUGGUCGCCCCCCUUCAAACCAAGGCACGCCUCGCCUUUGUCCUCGCCCUCUUCCUCUUCAUCAUGGCCGCCCACCUCUUCGCCCAUCGCCUCGCCACGCGCCAUCCCCACCUGCAGUUCGAUGCCGGUCCGGCAAGCAUCUCAUCCGCCGAUAUCGCCGCCCUCGCCCCUCUCGAACACACACACCGUCUCGGACACGGCCAUGGUGGCGGUUGGUUUGACUGGCGCGCUCUUUGGGAUGAGAGCGAGCCUGUGGAGCGCCAAGACUUCGUUGUCACCGAAGAAGGGGCGAACGUGACUUUCGACGACGAGGGUCAUGCCUCUCGUGCGGCUGAAGCGGACAUAGAGCUCAAGCGCGCGGAGGCUGCCGCCCGCUGA
This is a messenger RNA of Peniophora sp. CBMAI 1063, 609 nucleotides long. NCBI's taxonomy places the organism in Eukaryota, Fungi, Basidiomycota, Agaricomycetes, Russulales, Peniophoraceae. The record is from the annotation of a GenBank genome assembly.